This is a messenger RNA of Striga asiatica, 384 nucleotides long. Lineage: Eukaryota; Viridiplantae; Streptophyta; Magnoliopsida; Lamiales; Orobanchaceae. The record is from the annotation of a GenBank genome assembly.
AUGAACAUUUUUUUCCUCCCCGGCCGUCCAUCUACUUCAGCGCACCGCCGGCGUCCCGCCGCCGGACAGCCUUCGCCGUCGAGUCGCGCCGCAGUUCGCCGCUUCAUAGCAUCGUCACCUUCAGCAGACGCGACUCCUCGUCUUCCUCCGCCGCUGGCUCGCCGCCUCAUCUCUGUCAGUCGGCUCGAUGCCUCGCCUCCGUCCACAAGCACAUAUUUUCCACUCCGUCAGUCACCGCGUCGUAACGCCCUCAUCCACCGCCACCGCCGCGUCACAACAGUUCCGUCGGCCGCCGACCAAUGGAGGAAGACGCCUCUGAUCUCCUCUGCGUGCGUCAUGAGAGUUGGUGGUGUGUGUGGGAUCUUCACGCCGACGAGCCUGUAA